GUCCUCCUUGUACUGUAUGUGGCGCUGGCUCUCCGGGCCCCUGUUUAUGCCAGCAGCUGGACUGUGGACAGACAAGAGGGAGACAAGGACAGGCACCCCCAAAAUACAUGAUAAAAUAAAUAAUAAUAAUAAUAGUGUGCAUGCUGGGGGCCGGAGAGGAAUAAUGAAGACUGCUCGGAGGAGCUGAAAGGAUUCCCUGUGAUUGAGCUCCUGGCACUUCAUUCGUCAGAAGCCCACGUCCGUUCUCUACUUUCUGCACAUGUGGAAGAGUACAACUCUGAUGUCUAUAAAGGAUCCUGGCGGACCCUCCAUAGAUGUUAUCUCGCGAUGGGGAUGGAUUCUUUGAGAUGACAGAAGGAACUCUUUUAUGGAAGUAUAUACACCUGACAUCCUGUUCCAACGCUGGGGCAACAGGUAGUAGCACGGAUAUUCCGUGCAUUACCUGCAGCUCAGCCAACAUACUUUUUGAUUUGUCCUGAAAAGCAAAGUAUUCUGGGAAUUCCCUGAGGCAACGUCUGCAGCCAGCCUGGAACUGAAUGUGGGCUCCAGCUGUUUCCAGGCCUGCUCCUCCACCACUGGUCAGAGACCAUUCUGUAUGAGCCAUUAAAGAAAAGUUGCUUGAACACUGUGGACCAUGGCACGUCUGACAAAAAGACGACAAGCAGACACAAAAGUAAUCCAAUACUUAUGGACAGCCAUAGAAGUGAUACGUCACCAGAAACAAAUAGCAAAUAUUGAUCGCAUUACAAAGUACAUGACUCGCGUGCAUGGCAUGCACCCUAAAGAGAUCACUCGCCAGCUAAGCCUAGCCGUGAAGGAUGGCCUUAUCGUUGAAACCCUUACAGUGGGAUGCAAAGGAUCUAAAGCUGGUAUUGAACAAGAAGGAUAUUGGUUACCUGGGGAUGAGAUUAUGAAACAUCACCAAAUUCCCGGAAGAGAGGGAAAAUCAGUGAAUUCACCUGAGGAUUGGGAGACAGAAACCCAUGACUGGUAUUGUUUUGAAUGCCAUUUACCUGGAGAGGUGAUUAUGUGUGACCAAUGUUUUCGUGUGUAUCAUCCCAAAUGUUUACCUGAUGACUUAAGGCUCAGAGAUAGCAGUAACCAUUGGCUGUGUCCGGUUUGCAAGAGUAUGAAGAAGAAAAACACAUAUAAGCAGGAGAUGGGAAAAUACCUGAGAUUUAUUGUCUCCCGAAUGAAGGAAAGGGCAAUCGAACUUAACAAAAAGGGAAAAGACAGCAAACACUCAAUGUACAGGCGGAUGGUACACACAGCUAUUGAUGUAACAACCAUUAAUGAGAAAGUAACAGAAGGAAAAUACAAGAGCUAUGAUGAGUUUAAGGCAGACGCGCAACUUCUUCUACACAACACAAUUAUAUUUUAUGGAGAUGACAGUGAGCAGGCCGAUGUAGCCAAGGUGUUGUAUAAGGACACUUGUCAUGAGUUGGAUGAGCUGCAGCUUUGCAAAAAUUGCUUUUAUUUGUCGAAUGCGCGACCUGAUAAUUGGUUCUGCUAUCCCUGUACACCUAAUCAUGAGCUAGUUUGGGCCAAAAUGAAAGGUUUUGGAUUCUGGCCAGCCAAGGUUAUGCAGAAAGAGGACAAUCAAGUCGAUGUUCGUUUCUUCGGCCAUCAUCACCAGAGAGCCUGGAUCCCGUCAGAGAAUAUUCAAGAAAUUACUGUCAAUGUGCAUCAGCUUCAUGUAAAACGCAGCAUGGGCUGGAAAAAAGCCUGUGAUGAACUAGACUUGCACCAACGAUUCGUCCGUGAGGGAAGAUUCUGGAAACCCAAAGGUGAGGACAAGAGAGAAGAAGAAGCUGAAGCCAGCAUCUCAUCAACCAGUAAUGAACAGCAGAAGGCAACCCAGGAACCAAGAGCCAAGAAAGGCCGACGCACUCAAAAUGUUGAACCCAAAAAGGAAGAACCAGAACCUGAAACAGAAGCUGUAAGUUCCAGCCAGGAAAUACCUUCAGUUCCACCACCGGUGGAAAAAAUUUCAGUUUGUACACAGACCAAGAAGCAAAGUCCCUCCUCACCAAGAACAGUACAUCGUAGCACGCAGACCAGCAAUGAUGCCAUUUGUCAGAAUAUGUGUCACGACAAGUACAGCAAAAUCUUAAAUGAGUACAAGGAGAGAAUGAGUACAGACAACAAACUGGAGACGGAAAGAGUUGUGCAGGAAUCAUUAGAUGAGCUACGAAUAGAAAUGGAGGAAGAAAAAAGGCAAGCUGUAAACAAAGCCGUGGCCAAUGCACAGGCAGAGAUGGACAGAAAGUGUAAACAAGUAAAAGAGAAAUGUAAAGAAGAAUUUGUGGAAGAAAUAAAAAAACUAGCAGCCCAACACAAACAGCUGAUUUCUCAGACCAAGAAGAAACAGUGGUGUUACAACUGUGAAGAAGAAGCCAUGUACCACUGCUGCUGGAACACUUCCUACUGCUCCAUCAAAUGCCAGCAGGAGCAUUGGCACGCGGAACACAAGAGGACCUGCCGCAGGAAAAGAUGAAUCUGUCUCCUUUAUUUCUCAGGAGAGACCCUCAUUAUAUCUAUCUUCAAAUGCAGCAGUUGUAAUUUUGUUUUUAUUUCAAGAUGAUGCUUACUACCUGCAUACCAUUUAAUUUUUUAUUUUUUUUUUUAAACCAGCUGAAUGCUCCCUCAGUGCUGUGUGAUAUGCUUCAGCACUGAUGAGGUAAAUCUCCUUUUCACAGACAUUUUUGCACAUUGAGACUUCCUUCAAACUGACUUGACGUUCGAGGGUCCCAUCGGUUGUUGGCAGCGCAAUAAUUGUAGGUCCCUCUGGCAGCAAGCCAAGUUUACUAAUGUACUUCUCCUUCUCCUUUAUUAGCUAGUGUUAGAUGUAACAUAGCAUAUAUUGGAUUGUUUUUAUUGUCACAUUUCUAUGUUAAGAUAUCUUGUUUUAGGAUUUUAAACUAGUACAAAAUUGUUUUAACAAUAGUUGAUCAACUAAACCGCAGCAAGUUUAUUAAAGCAGGGAUAAAGUUCAGUAUAGUCUGUACCUCUGGCUACUAGCGGUAUGCUUACCCCCACUGUAAUUUGACAGCUUAAAAGGCACUGGCAAAAGUUAAUGGGAGGUAUAGUCCGCUAUUAGCUAGCAUCUAGUAUUUGACUAACCAUGCACUUAACCCGUCAUAUACAGACCUAAAGAGCAGAGUUGUAGGGUCUUCCCAAUUCCAUAGAAGAAUAAAUUUCUUCAACUCCAUUUUUGGUCUACAUUUAUAUGUCUCUUUCACACCAGAGGAGCCAGCAUCAUAUUCCUUUCUCUUUAUGCAAACCCUAUACCCAAGGCCCCACUAAUAAAGUAGGUCACUCAAUAGCAAGCCAAGAAAUAUUUAUGUGCUGCCCGCUCCCCCCUAUAACAUUUAAAGAUCAAAAACUAUAAAACAACCGUUAAAUUAUUGGGGGCAAACAACACAAGAAUACUACCUUUAUCACAUCAUCAAUUCGGGAAACUGUCAAUCCUGUUUUAUUACUUACCUUUUACAUUUUGAAAGCAUUACAAUUUAGUUAUACCUAUGGGUUGCAAGGUAAAUAUUUUAGCAAACAGGGUUCUCAGAGCAGGACUUCAGCCUGCAGAUUUUAUUUGUAAAGUAUACCCACAUUUGUUUGUUACUUAUUUUCAAUAUAUAAAACUUUUUAUAAAGAAAAAAAAUAUAUUAGCUUUGAUCUCAUAAUUGUACAAAUACAGGUAAUCAUUUCAUAGAUAAAAAAACAAACCUCUUUACAAUUUGCACAUUUCAUUGCUCGAACAAGGCACGCUUAAUAGAAUGCAAGCCAAGAACUACCUUCUCUUUGAAUUUUGGAUUUUUUUACACUAGGAUCGGUGAGUUCUGUUUGCCAUCAUCUUUCCCGACACGAUGUACCAUUAAAAGAGGGCUUUUCAGGUUGGCAUCCUGUAAAUGCCAAUGUGUCUUUUUAAUUUUUUUUUUCCAAUAACUAGGGAGAUUUCUGUUCACCUGUUGGUUAAAGGUUAAAAUACCACUUUUGUAGAUAUGCCAAUCAAUGAUUUUACAUGUAGGCCUCUUAUUUGAAUAAUAGAUUGUUUAUGGCCAGGCAGCAGCAUUUGUAAUAUCAUCUUUGACACAAGCUCUAUAAGUUUAGUAUUUUUUUAUUUCCUUUUUGGUAAACUGAUCAAUCACCCAUUAGCUGGUAAAGGUUGUCACCCUAUCACAUUUUUGGAAGAAAAAGAUAAUAGCAAAACAAGUGGUGUAUGCCAGUUACCUUUAUAGUGAAAAACACUGUCAUUCGUUAGUAAACAUACAAAAAAAAUGUAUUUAUUACAAAAUAACGGAAGAAGCGUUACCUGUAGGAACACAUUUAUAUCCUCUUUUGGGGAAAUCGGAUAAAGAAAAAUACAUCUUUUCAUAUAUUAAUUUUCACUUGCUAAUCUUUUUUUAUUAAAAAAUAAUUAUCCUGCAGUAGUGAUGGUCAUCCUUGGCCCUGGUUUCUGAACCACGCUUCCUGUGAUGACUGAGCAUUAUAGGAAGUGUAGCUCAUCCACGUGCGCAGUACCAAGAAGUUGCUGUCCUGCGUUACCACCAUUUUAGUUCUGUAGUGGAUUUAAUCUUUUUCUUGAUUAGGUUUCUCUGAUUAUUUGUGAAAGGGGUCACUGUUUAUGUUUGUUUAAUACAAUAACUUGGAGAGUAACUGUAGCAAAUUUAACAAUCUAGUUAUUUGGAGGGGAUUUAAGGAAAAAAGUGUAAAUAUUUAUUUAGAACAUCAAUAUUUAUUGCAAGCGUUUAGACAAUGGCAGUGGAGAAUUUGCAAGAGAGGCAUUAAGUAAUUCUUUUAAAGUAUAUUUUUGUUUUCCUUUUAUUUUUUUUUUAACAUACACAUUUUAACCAGCAUAGCUGCAGUUUUGUGAUAUUAUGUGAACAUCUUGCUCAUUCCACACUAUUGUAGUGGAAUUUAAACCACUUUACUGCUACGAAGGCCUUUAACGCAGUUCUUAAGGCAACAGACGUGGUCACAUUAAAAGGAAAUUGACACAAUGAGGACCAUCAAUCUAGCCCUAUGAAAGCAAGUUCUAGUGGAUAUACAUUUGAUGUAAAAUCAUUCCAGGAAAUGUACUAUAUAACUGGUAUCUGCAUGAGAUUAAGACGUGUUAUUUUGGCUUAUUUACCUGUGUCCUUUGACAUGGUUGCACAUUGCAGAGUUAAAUUUAGUGUGAAAUCUUCAAAUUAAAAUCGUGGCCUGGUUUUGUAUACGUUGUAGAUUAAAAAACAAAACAUUGUUUUGAUUUUGGAACCAUUAUUAUAAAUGAUUAACUUUGAUUUCUAAAGCUGUAUUAAGAUGUUAAGCUUGGCCACUAUGCACAUUGUAAUUAUCCAUUGUGGCUGUCUAGUUCUAUGACACAUUCUGCCAUUUUGUAAGCGGCUCUUGCUAGCAAUAUGUGUUAACAUUUGUUAAUAAAUGUAUUUAAAAGAA
This is a messenger RNA of Pelobates fuscus (common spadefoot toad), 5436 nucleotides long. It is a transcript of the gene ZMYND11, whose product is annotated as zinc finger MYND-type containing 11. Bases 635 to 2497 code for a protein of 620 amino acids. Gene Ontology annotation, biological process: regulation of signal transduction; regulation of transcription elongation by RNA polymerase II. The record is from RefSeq and is a predicted model, not a curated record. Gene Ontology annotation, molecular function: transcription corepressor activity; DNA binding. NCBI's taxonomy places the organism in Eukaryota, Metazoa, Chordata, Amphibia, Anura, Pelobatidae. Gene Ontology annotation, cellular component: nucleus. The transcript has 19 exons.